CCCACAAUAAACAACACAAACAAACAAGUGGCUCCCCCUUCAUUCUCUCUCUUUCUCUAACCAAACAAAACAAAACAAACUCAACCCCAACACGCAAUACACACAAUAACACAUCCUCUCAACAAACUACUCGUGAACACCUCCCUCCCUCUCCCUUCUCCUAACCACCCGGUCCCCCCCCUUUUUCUCUCUCUCCUCCCUUCCCCCCUUAACCCUAACCCACAAACCCACCUCACCUUCAUCCCCCAUUUUCUCUCUCUUCCAUGGCUUCCGAAGAAGACCACCCUAUCUACAACGACGACGACUUUGACGACGAUGACGACGACAGCGAACCCCUCAACGACCCCGGUGCUCCCGACGAUGAUGUCGCCGUUGAUUCCGAAUCUUCUUCCGGCGAAGAAGAUUCCACCGUCGCCGCCGUUGAUUCCACCGCUGUUACCGUCGCUAUUCCUUCUUCCGUUUCUGCUGCUGUUCCUGCUCCCAACAACAACUCUGCUAAUGCUGUUACCAUUGCUUUGCCUGAUCCCAAACGACACCGUGUUGAUCCUCUCUCGUCGUCGUCUUCGUUGGCGGUUUCGCCGGUUGUGAAUCCUGAGAAGAAGCCGAUCGAUGAUUCUAGAAGGCUUUUUCAGAGGUUAUGGACUGAUGAAGAUGAGAUCGAGCUUCUUCAAGGGUUUCUGGAUUAUACCUCGAGUCGUGGUACGACGUCGUCUGGUCAUCAUCAUGAUACGGCGGCGUUUUAUGAUCAGAUCAAGUCCAAGCUGCAAUUGGAGUUUAAUAAGAAUCAAUUGGUGGAGAAAUUGAGGAGGUUGAAGAAGAAGUAUCGGAAUGUUAUUAGUAAGAUGAGUUCUGGAAAAGAAUUUGUGUUUAAGAGUCCUCAUGAUCAGGCUACUUUUGAGCUUUCUAGCAAGAUUUGGAGUAAUAUUUCUCCGAAUUUUCGCGGUGUUGCUGAAUUUGAUGAUGACGAUCAAAACCCUAACCCUAACCUUAGCACCAAUUUCGCAUCCGCUACUCCGCCACGCCCGCCGAAUAGCAGCUUUGUUAUCAGCCAUAUCAAUCUCAACAAUAGUGCUGGUGGUGGAGGAGGAGGAGGCACGGUUUCGACACCGAUGAUGGUUGAUCAUAAGGCAGGUAGCAGUGGUAGUUAUAAUAACAGUCGUAGUCAUACUAAUGCUAAUAAUAAUAGUAAUGUUGCUGGUUUUGAUAUUAUGAUGUCGAAUUUGCAUAGUCCUGCUGCGAAAUUGUCGUCGAGGAAGAGGCCUAGGGUGGGGAAGGUUGAGGAUAAGUAUGUGAGAAAUGUGAAUUUGGGGGGAAUGAUUGGUGGUGAGGGUGGUAAUUUGAUUGAAAAUAGUAAUAAUAAUAAUAAUAGCAACAACAAUAAUAAUAAUAUUACUAGUAGUAGUAAUGUCAAUCUUGGUUCAACAAUGCAGGGGUUGAUAGAGGAGGCUGUGAGGAGUUGUUUGUCGCCCAUGGUUAAGGAUAUGGUGAAUAAUACGGUGAAUGGAACGGUGUUUGGAGGCAGUAGUGGUGGGAUUAAGGGGGUCGGGGCAUUGGCAUUGAACGCGGUUCCCCUGAAUUUUUCAGGGGUGAAUUCGGUUGGGGGUAGUGGUGGGGAUGUAAUGGAUGAGAAGUGGAGAAAACAGCAAAUAUUGGAGCUUGAGGUGUAUUCAAAGCGUUUGGAAUUGGUUCAAGAUCAAAUUAAGUUGUCAUUGGAUGAGCUCAGAUCAAUGGGGAGUUAAAAUUCUGUAUCAGGGUGAUCGGAGUAGGUUAGUUGAUGUGGAUUUGUGAGUUUCUCUAAUUUAUUUUUCCUGUUUGAUCAAUGAUCGAAUAUCAAUUUGGCUGAUUAUAUAUGUGUAGGUAGCAAAUCCGAGAUCAUAGUUUUUUUCUGUUUUUUUUUUCCCCUUCUUUUAGUUUGACAUAAAAGAGAGCUGUUGAAUAAUGUUAAUUCAAUGUGUGUAGCUCUUUGCUCAACUCAAUUUUAUGUAUAACAAUGAUUUGAAUAGAGAAGGCGGGAUUCAUAUUGACGUAUUCUGGAAGUGGUGGUUUGCUUGAGGGUUUGUUUUCAGCUUUCUGUAUAGUUAUUUAAUCGCACAAUUUCAUACA
Messenger RNA from Chenopodium quinoa (quinoa), 2103 nucleotides. RefSeq names its product probable transcription factor At5g28040. The record is from RefSeq and is a predicted model, not a curated record. NCBI's taxonomy places the organism in Eukaryota, Viridiplantae, Streptophyta, Magnoliopsida, Caryophyllales, Amaranthaceae. Gene Ontology annotation, cellular component: nucleus. Gene Ontology annotation, biological process: regulation of DNA-templated transcription. The transcript has a single exon. The coding region runs from base 264 to 1739 and encodes 491 amino acids.